AUGUCCAACCAAGAGGGGUCGAAUCCGGAAGGGGCUGCUUCUGCAGGGUCAGCUCCUAAGUCCAAACUUGACUCCUUGAGCAGAGAAGACCUCAUUAGAUUUGUAAAAAAACAAGUAGAAAAUAAUAAGGAAGUGAAAAAAAAUGCUGAUCAGGUCCAAAAUGAAUUGAAAAUAAAGGCAGAGGAAUUAACUUCAGUUCAAUCACAGCUUGAAGUUUGCACGAAUGAAAAAGCUUCUUUGUCCAGGAGAAUAGAAGAACUCACUGGCAAACUUGAGUUUCUUAAUAUGAGUGUAGCAGAGAGUAAUAACGAAUGUACUGCUAAUGAGCUUAUUUUAAAAAAUAAAAUAACCGAGUUCGAGGCAGAAUUCCAGAAAACAAAGGAUGAGAAAGGCAAUUUAGAGCAGCAGAAUAAUAAGAUGCUUACUGAACUUGAAGCCGCUAAUACACUCAUUCUGGAGUUACGAUCACAGGUAGAUGAUUCCCAAGCAGAAGCUGUUGCUCUCCGAGAACGAAGGACAGUUGCGGAUGUGUUUUCUUUAGAGAUUAAAGACUAUGAGAAAAAGGUUAAUAAUCUUCAAAAAGAGUUGAAAGAAGCCGUCGCAAGUUCAGCUUCUAUUCGGGAAGAACUUGCCAAUCUCAAGAGCCAACAUACGUCAACCAAAUCUUCGCAAGAAAUUUUAAUUAAAGAGAAGGAUGACACGUUGAAAGAACUUGACCGCUUGAACAAAGCUUUACUAGAGGAAGGGGUUCGAUCAAAUGAGAUUCAAGAAGAACUUGCCCAAGUCAAAUCAAAGCUUAAUUCCAUAGAAGAUGAUAGAGGAAGUGAGAGAAUAGAACUCAGUAGAGAAGUUGCAGAGGCUCAAAGAAAAAUUAAUGAAUUAGAGGACACUGUGACCAUCUUGAGGGACGAGACUAAAAGGUUGAGAACCGACCGAGAUGCAGCGGAAACUAGGGCCGAAGAUUUGGCUAAAGAUUAUGAAAGCUUCAAGAGUCGAGCCAGGUUUGUUUUAGAACAAAAAUCAAAGCAAGACGCGCAAGAAUCGCAUACGGAGGAAAUAGAAAAGUUGGAGAAAACAUUAGCAGAGUUGCAGGAAACGAUCGCUACACUCAAAGAGAACAGAUCUGGUCUUCAAAAUGAUUUAUCUCGUGCACGUGAGCAAGUUGUACAUCUGGAAACUGAAAACAGAAAAUAUCGUCGCGAAUCAGAUGAAGCUCAACUUUUGUUAGCCACCACGAUGGAUGAACUACGAGCUUCUAAAACGGAUUUCGAGAAGAAUGUCAUUGAGAAAACUCAAUUGUCCGCACAUUUACAUAGUCUUACCUGUCAAAUUGACACACUCAAAACACAUAAUGAUAAGGUGGAACAUUUGUUAUCCGCGGAACGAGAAAAAAACAAUUUGAAGAUUGAUCAGCUUGAGAAACAGAUUGGGGAAGAAAGAAAGUUGCGUGAAGAAGCUGUGAAGCAGUUGGAUGACAGCCGAAAGGAGCGUCCUUCCCGACCAGCACCAGUAGCAGCUGUCUAUCCUCAGUUUAGUGAUCGCGAGUAUACUCCGGAUUACCGUUGUCAUUCCACAGUUUCGGGAAAGCUAUCGAAUGCAACAUUUGGUGAAGAGACGCAGGUUCAUGAGCCCUCACUCGAAGAUGUACUUUUCGGAGAAUGUUCAAUUCAAGAAAGUGAUGGUCAGACCUGUGAUGAAACGGAACAUUGUCCAAUGACUUACGAGCAAUUGAUGGAAGAAUUAGAGAACCUUAGAAAGCAUGCUCAGCAUACGAGAGAGUUGCUAAGCGAAAGUGAAACUGCUAAUGGCCGCCUCAUUGAACAGAGCCGUUUCUUGAAAGAAGAGAUCAGACGUCUUGAGAGAAAUGACGAAAGAAAAGAACAUCUCGAGAAUAUGGAAUAUUUAAAGAAUGUCAUUAUCAAGUUCCUGACACCAGAAAGAGUCGCAUCAGAAAAAUGUCAAUUAAUUCCUAUUCUGAACACCAUGUUACGUCUAUCGCAUGAUGAAGUCGAAGUGUUGAAACGAGCAGCUGAUAAUGAUAGUCAGACAGCACCUGGGACAUCUUGGGGUUCUUAUAUGAAAUGGGGAGGAUUCUCGUAG
Auanema sp. JU1783 is the source of this 2100-nucleotide messenger RNA. The record is from the annotation of a GenBank genome assembly. Lineage: Eukaryota; Metazoa; Nematoda; Chromadorea; Rhabditida; Rhabditidae.